Messenger RNA from Drosophila takahashii, 365 nucleotides. RefSeq lists its product as uncharacterized. Lineage: Eukaryota; Metazoa; Arthropoda; Insecta; Diptera; Drosophilidae. The record is from RefSeq and is a predicted model, not a curated record.
AUGUGCGACGAGAUCAGGGACAAUCUUUCAAAAGGAAAACUUCAAACAAGAUCAGUUAGAGAUCACCAGUGUAUCAAAAUGCAAGCAUCUAAAGGAAUUAAAUUGGAACUCUUUUUGACAUUUUUCCUUCUGCUGGUGUGCUGUUUUGCGAGCAAUCCAGCUGAUGAAAAUUCUCAAGAUGCCAAAUCACCCGAGCCAAGUACACUAACAUUUUGGGAACGUAUUGUGAGCGGUGUUAAGAAUUAUCCCUGGAAAACUGAUAAAAUAGAGAAGGAGAGUCCCGAAACUUCCCAAAGAAGAGCAGUUUUCUGGCAAAGACUAACGAUGGCGACAGUUUUAUAAGAAAUACUUCAUUGUAAAUAACG